GUGUGCAUUAAAGGCACACUUACUGAAAGCACAUUUAAAGCUUUUCAACACUCAGGUAACAGCUUCUCCUGCAAGAUGGCUUUCUUUAAGAAAUUUCUUGACAAAAUUUGUGAUGAUGACAGCUCCAAGGGGUCUAAAGGUGGUCCUGGUGAGACUGCUUACUUUGGAACAGUGAAAGCUGAUCCUAACUUCAAUGCCCAGAACGAUGCUGAAAAAUUAAAGAAAGCCAUAGAGAACAAAGAUGUGAAUGAAGCCACUAUUGUGGAGGUGAUAGCACAGAGGACCAAUGCACAGAGACAGCAGAUCAAAGCAGCUUUAGAGCAGAGCACAGGAAAACCUCUCGUAGAUGCAUUGAAAAACGCUCUGAAGUCAGAUUUUGAAGAGGUGGUUCUGGCUUUGCUCAUGACACCACCUGAAUAUAAUGCUUUUGAACUGAAAAGAGCCAUGAAAGGUCUUGGGACAAAGGAGGUGGUCUUAAGUGAAAUUCUGGGGACCAGAUCGAACAAGGAGAUUGAAGCAUUAAAAAUUGCUUUCAAAGAAGUGUAUGGACAGCUGCUGGAGGAACAAAUUAAAUGUGAAACUAGUGGACAUCUUGAGACAACCUUGCUUGCCCUUUGCAAGGCUACCAGGAACGAAAACUAUAACAUUGAUGAUGGACUUGCAAAGAGUGACGCAAAGGCUCUGUUUGACGCAGGAGAGAAUCGGGUUGGCACUGUGUGUUCCGUCCUGAUUAAUGUUCUGACAUCCAGAAGUGAAGCCCAGUUGUGCAAAAUUUUCAAGUAUUAUGGCCAAUACAGCAAAGACGGUUUUGCAAAAGAUAUGGCGAGUGAGCUGCAUGGAAGCCUUGAGGAUUGUCUUAUGACCCUCGUAAAGGCUGCCUGGAACAAACCGGCCCUGUUUGCAGAAAAGCUUCACCUGGCUAUGAAGGGUAUGGGAACCAACACUGACACACUGACUAGAAUCAUUGUGGGUCGCUCAGAAAUUGACCUGCUAAAAAUCAUUCAAGAGUACAAGAGGAUGUACGGCAAAACACUUCAGGAACAGAUUCUGAAGGAAACUGGUGGGGAUUUUGAGAAGAUUCUGCUGGCACUAUGCGGCACUCAAUAAACAUUUCUUUUGAAUCACAUUAAAACCAUCUGUGUACUUAUAUUAAGGGUGUAUUCAUUACCUGUGUAAACAGUGCGUAAUUCCAUCAUGCCUUGGCUGCUUAGAAGUGCUUCAUUAAAAUUGUGCACACUGUGAAACAUUUUAGUGUCAAUUAAUAGUACAUUAUUCUACUGGCUAAUAGUUUCUAUAGAUAAUGUAAUAAAUUACGAAUAAAUAAGUUUGGAGGCCGUGUAUGUGUUUUGUUGUCAUGUGUGGAAAAUAAGACAAAUUCCACAAACCCACAGAAAUAAUGAAUUCAUAUGAAUAUUUUUGUGUCAUGGCUCUGCCUCUGUUAGUUAUGUUUUUCUUGGUCCUGUGGCAGAGCCAUGACAAAGUCUUUGGUUAUGUGUGGAGAGAAACAUAUUAUUGCCCUUUUGACAAUAUUAUGCGUUCUCUCCAGUGUCUCGUCAUUGGCCCCGCCCCUCUCGUUUUCUGUAUUGCUUCCCGUCCGUGUUCCAUUACCUUCACCAGCCUUGUGUCAUUGUCCCUCGUUUGUCUUGCCCUUCAAAAAGCCCUCGUGUUCGCUGUCUCGUUGCUCGUUCAUUGUGGUUGUACCUGUUCCUGUUCCUGUCCGUGCCAGUGGUCUGUUGAAAGACCUAGUCAAGUUGAGUUUUUGUAAGUUCGUUAGUAACGUUUGUGUAGUAUUGUUCUAUUUAUCUUGUCUUAGUGUAUAUUUGUCAAGUUAACUUUAUUGUCUAGUUUUUGGUUCUCCCCAUCGCGGGUGUUUUGUUUUGUGUUUCUUGUUAAACAAUAAAGCCUUUAGUGUUAACCCCUUCA
This is a messenger RNA of Triplophysa rosa, 1923 nucleotides long. RefSeq names its product annexin A1-like. Gene Ontology annotation, biological process: gliogenesis; inflammatory response; granulocyte chemotaxis. NCBI's taxonomy places the organism in Eukaryota, Metazoa, Chordata, Actinopteri, Cypriniformes, Nemacheilidae. Bases 76 to 1107 code for a protein of 343 amino acids. The transcript is spliced from 13 exons. The record is from RefSeq and is a predicted model, not a curated record. Gene Ontology annotation, cellular component: plasma membrane; cytoplasm. Gene Ontology annotation, molecular function: calcium ion binding; phospholipase A2 inhibitor activity; calcium-dependent phospholipid binding.